UCACAGUCUGCGGUGCAACAGACAGAACACAUUCUUGAUAUUUUCUAGAGAUGUCUGAGAGCACUUCUGUGUAUGUGAACUACCCUGAGCAUGGGGUAGAGCGCGUACGGACUGUGGCAGAAAGUGUGGGUGCUUCUCAGAUCAAUAACACGCAGAGGAUGCGAAAAACUCCAAGAAGAGGACUCAAUGCUAAACGGAGGACAUUUUACAGCCUGACUACUCUGUUUGUGUUGCUGAUGCUGAUUGUCGCCACAGUGCUGGGUGUCAAAUUCAACAACCUGACAUCAGUAAACAAGCAGCUACAGAGCAGUUACAACAACCUGACUAGAGAGAGAGACCAGCUACAGAACAGUUACAUCAACCUGACUAUAGAGAAAGACCAGUUACAGACCAGUUAUAACAACCUGUCUAUAGAGAGAGACCAGUUACAGAAGGAGAGAGAUGGAUACCAGAAAACACUUCGUGAUUUAUGUAAAUGGAAGUGUUUCAGUUUCAGCUCCAGUUUUUAUGCUAUGUCUAAUGAGAACAAGAGCUGGGAGGAGAGCAGAAAGGACUGCAGGGACAAAGGAGCAGACCUGCUGAUUAUAAACAGCAAAGAGGAACAGGAGUUCAUUGUUAAACAGCUGGGCAAUUUUGAUGCUUGGAUUGGUCUGAGUGACAGAGAUAUAGAAGGAGAGUGGAAAUGGGUGGACGGCACACCACUGACCACAGAGUACUGGGAUAAAGAUGAACCAAAUAAUGUAGGUGAUGAGGACUGUGCUGCGAUUUACGCUUCAUCUGAGACUGUCUGGAAUGACAGGAAAUGUUCUGAUGUAUUACCAUGGAUCUGUGAGAAACUUGUUUUUAAUGAUGUGUAUCAUUUUAAAUGAAAAGUGCUUAUACAUAAAUUGAGCUAAAUAUAAACAUCAAUGACAAUAUUUGUAGGAUGACUGUGUUUCAGUGUCUGCUUUUGUUUUAUCUGUAAUCACUUACUGAUACAAAGUGGACAGAGACUGUUUAUGUUUUUUUUCUUUAUCUAAAUAAUAGAUUUCUUUUUUUUGUAUUUUUUUUCUGAUGCUAAUGUAAUGUAAAUUUGUAGCUCAUGAUGAUGGAAGCAGUAUAAUUGAAAUAAUUUAAGUAAUUUAGGUAUUUUGAGUCCAUCUCAGUUUCUCUGACUCUUUUAACUCUGAUAAACUUGCACUCAGGCACCCAUGUAUAUUGUAUUGCUUCUGGAGUGAUGUGAAAUGACUAUAAAGGGGUUUGUUCCUGGUUUGCAGGUCAUUUUCUGGUCAAUGUCUUUUCUU
Molecule: messenger RNA, 1283 nt
Organism: Hemibagrus wyckioides
Lineage: Eukaryota; Metazoa; Chordata; Actinopteri; Siluriformes; Bagridae
Product: CD209 antigen-like protein A
Exons: 5
Coding region: 51-869 (272 amino acids)
Biological process (GO): biological process involved in interspecies interaction between organisms
Cellular component (GO): external side of plasma membrane
Molecular function (GO): fucose binding; D-mannose binding
Source: RefSeq, a predicted model, not a curated record